GGGAAGCCGCGGCGGGGAGCAAGCUGUCGGCUCCGUGCCUCACCGCUCUCUCCCUCCCACUCCUGGUCUGUCACAGGACCCCGCUAUGAGGAAGUUGGCCCCUGAGCUGGAGCUGCAGCUGCCUCGUUAGGGUGCGGUCCGAGGCUUGGAGAAGUGGGAUGUAAAACGAAGAUCGGGAGCAAAUUUGAAGAAAUGCAAAGUGAGUUGGUGCCAUUCAGCAUGUCCGAGACAGAGCACAUAGCCUCCAUUUCCUCUGAUAAAAAUAUUGGGAAAGCAACUGAAUUAAAGGAAGACUCAUGCAACUCAUUUUCUGGUGAUGAAAGCAGCAGAUUAGAAGAUGAGUCCAAAUUAUUGUCAUUAAACUUUGAAAAUACUUUAUGUCAGCCUAAUGAGCACAAUAACCAGAUUGAAACACAGGAAAAUUAUAUUCCAGAUCUUGGAGGAGGUGAGGAUUCUUGUGCUAACACAGACAUAUGCCCAGAAAAUUCUGAACAAAUAGCUAAUAUUCCUAGUGGAGAUUUUGCAAAGCACAUUUCAAAAACAAAUGAAACAGAACAGACAGUAAUACAAAUAUUGGCGGAAUUGAAGUCGUCUACAUUUACAGAAGCAGCUAAUCAAAAGAUUUAUUCAGAAAGUCCCUAUGAUACAGACUGCACCAAGAAACUUAUUUCAAAAAUAAAAAAUGUUUCAGCAUCAGAGGAUUUGUUGGAAGAAAUAGAAUCUGAGCUUUUAUCUACGGAGUUUGCAGAACACCGAGUAUCAAAUGGAAUGAAUAAGGGAGAACAUGCAUUAGUUCUGUUUGAAAAGUGUGUGCAAGAUAAGUAUUUGCAGCAGGAACAUACCAUAAAAAAGUUAAUUAAAGAAAAUAAGAAGCAUCAGGAGCUCAUCUUAGACAUUUGUUCAGAAAAAGACAAUUUAAGAGAAGAACUAAAAAAAAGAACAGAAACAGAGAAGCAGCAUAUGAGCACAAUUACACAGUUAGAAUCAAGAAUAGAGGAACUUAAUAAAGAAGUUAAAGCUUCCAAAGAUAAACUAGUAGCUCAAGACAUUGCAGCUAAAAAUGCAAUUCAGCAGUUACACAAAGAGAUGGCCCAGCGUAUGGAACAGGUCAACAAGAAGUGUGAAGAGGCCCGCCAAGAAAAAGAAGCAAUGGUAAUGAAGUAUGUCAGAGGCGAGAAGGAAUCUUUAGACCUUCGAAAGGAAAAAGAGAUGCUUGAGAGAAAACUUAGAGAUGCAAAUAAGGAACUUGAGAAAAACACUAACAAAAUUAAGCAGCUUUCUCAGGAGAAAGGACGGUUGCACCAGCUGUAUGAAACAAAGGAAGGUGAAACGACUAGACUCAUCAGAGAAAUAGACAAAUUAAAGGAAGAUAUCAACUCUCAUCUCAUUAAAGUAAAGUGGGCACAAAACAAAUUAAAAGCUGAAAUGGAUUCACAUAAGGAAACCAAAGAUAAACUCAAAGAAACAACAACAAAGUUAACACAAGCAAAAGAAGAAGCAGAUCAGAUAAGAAAAAACUGUCAGGAUAUGAUAAAAACAUAUCAGGAGUCAGAAGAAAUUAAAUCAAAUGAGCUUGAUGCAAAGCUUAGAGUCACAAGAGGAGAACUUGAAAAACAAAUGCAAGAAAAAUCUGACCAGCUAGAGAUGCAUCAUGCCAAAAUAAAGGAACUCGAAGAUCUGAAGAGGACAUUUAAGGAGGGUAUGGAUGAGCUACGAACGCUAAGAACAAAGGUGAAAUGUCUAGAAGAUGAACGAUUGAGAACAGAAGAUGAAUUAUCAAAAUAUAAGGAAAUUAUUAAUCGCCAAAAAGCUGAAAUUCAGAAUUUAUUGGACCGAGUGAAAAUUGCAGAUCAGAUACAGGAGCAGCUUCAAAGAGGUAAACAAGAAAUUGAAAAUUUGAAGGAAGAAGUGGAAAGUCUUAAUUCUUUGAUUUAUGACCUACAAAAAGACAUCGAAGGCAGUAGGAAAAGAGAAUCGGAGCUACUACUGUUUACAGAAAAGCUCACUAGUAAGAAUGCACAGCUUCAGUCUGAAUCCAAUUCUUUGCAGUCACAAUUUGAUAAACUUUUCUGUAGUGAAAGUCAGUUACAAAGCCAAUGUGAACAAAUGAAACAGGCAAAUGUUAAUUUGGAAAGUAGAUUGGCAAAAGAGGAAGAACUGCGAAAAGAGGAAGUCCAGACUUUGCAAGCUGAACUCACUUGUAGACAAACAGAAGUUAAAGCAUUGAGUACCCAGGUAGAUGAAUUAAAAGAUGAGUUAGUAACUCAAAGACGCAAACAUGCCUCUAGUGUCAAGGAUCUUACCAAACAACUUCAGCAAGCACGAAGAAAAUUAGAUCAGGUUGACAAUGGAAGCUAUGAUAAAGAAGUCAGCAGCAUGGGAAGUCGUUCUAGUUCAUCAGGGUCCCUUAAUGCUCGGAGUAGUGCAGAAGAUCGAUCACCAGAAAACAUGGGGUCAUCAGUAGCUGUGGAUAACUUUCCAGAAGUAGACAAGGCCAUGUUGAUUGAGAGGAUAGUUAGGCUGCAAAAAGCACAUGCCCGGAAAAACGAAAAGAUAGAAUUUAUGGAGGACCACAUCAAACAAUUAGUGGAAGACAUUAGGAAAAAAACAAAAGUAAUUCAGAGUUACAUUUUGCGGGAAGAAUCGGGCACACUUUCUUCAGAGGCAUCUGAUUUUAACAAAGUCCAUUUAAGUAGACGGGGUGGUAUCAUGGCGUCUUUAUAUACAUCUCAUCCAGCUGACAGUGGAUUAACCCUGGAGCUCUCUUUGGAGAUCAACCGGAAAUUACAGGCUGUUUUGGAGGAUACGUUACUAAAAAAUAUUACUUUGAAGGAAAAUCUCCAAACACUUGGAACAGAAAUAGAACGUCUUAUUAAACACCAGCAUGAACUAGAACAGAGGACAACAAAGCAAACCUAACACAAAGCUCUUGCUCAGUCAUCAGACGAAAGCCACACAGGAGCAGGUGCCACUGACCAGUACUGUUGAAAACUUCUCUGCUUUGUGUGUCACCCACUAAAAAAUUUGUUUUGCUUCAUCUGUACAAAAAAGUAACAUUUUACAAUAUGAGUGCAUUGCCGUGUAUACUGUAAGAGUGUAAACUUUGAAGAAAUUUGUCUUUGUAUGGUGCGGUACAGCCUGUCAUCGAAUCUAAACAGCUUAAUUUGCUUGUAGUCAUGUGAAGUGCUGAUCCCACAAGGGCUUUUA
This is a messenger RNA of Galeopterus variegatus (Sunda flying lemur), 3207 nucleotides long. RefSeq names its product coiled-coil domain containing 186 (gene CCDC186). The transcript is spliced from 16 exons. Bases 193 to 2919 code for a protein of 908 amino acids. Lineage: Eukaryota; Metazoa; Chordata; Mammalia; Dermoptera; Cynocephalidae. Gene Ontology annotation, cellular component: trans-Golgi network. Gene Ontology annotation, biological process: vesicle cytoskeletal trafficking. Gene Ontology annotation, molecular function: small GTPase binding. The record is from RefSeq and is a predicted model, not a curated record.